Aspergillus calidoustus is the source of this 609-nucleotide messenger RNA. Lineage: Eukaryota; Fungi; Ascomycota; Eurotiomycetes; Eurotiales; Aspergillaceae. The record is from the annotation of a GenBank genome assembly.
AUGCAGGCUCCAGGCCACUCUACAACUACCGAGAUACCCCCUCUCCAAGCACACAUCGACACUCUCCAUUCCCUUCCCCUCGAAGAGAUCAUCCAAGCCCUGCAUUCUCUGCUUCCACAUCUGACUCCUUCCAUAACACCAACAGGCACCCGCCUCGUCCACUCACACCCAAAAUACCCAGGGGAAGCGAAACUCGAUGACCUGGGCAACCUCUACCUCUCCAGCGGAACCAAAUGCACACGAGAGCGCGCCUCCUUCAAGACUCGGCUUCUUCACAUUGCUCUAGACGGAAUCAUCGAGGAGCUCUACAUCGCAAGCGAGGAGCAGCGCGGAGCUGGCUUGAAGGAUGGCAGUGUGAAGAUUCCACCGUUGGGCCCCGACGAUGACCGGGGGUGUGCGUGCUGUCGAGGAGACCCGGAUGCCGUGAUCCUAUCUUGCUUCCAUGAGGAAAAUGCGCUGUACUUCUGGGAGGAGGACUAUAAAGCUACCUGGGGAGAUGAGCCGAAUGUUGGCGAGAUGUAUGGAUCAGAUUUCACUUGGUUGAAGGCUUCGAAGGAUCAGGUGGAGAAGGAGGCGGCGAAGCAGGAGGAAAUCGCAAGUAAGCUUUAG